Messenger RNA from Eutrema salsugineum, 403 nucleotides. RefSeq lists its product as uncharacterized. The transcript has 2 exons. The coding region runs from base 6 to 245 and encodes 79 amino acids. The record is from RefSeq and is a predicted model, not a curated record. NCBI's taxonomy places the organism in Eukaryota, Viridiplantae, Streptophyta, Magnoliopsida, Brassicales, Brassicaceae.
AAGUGAUGAUCGAGGCAGUAGAGAACCAUAUGUUUCAGGUGAUCAUCGUUGAUGAGAUCGGCACAGAAGCUGAGGCGCUUGCUUGUCGUUCCAUUGCUGAGCGGGGAGUGAUGCUAAUUGGCACUGCUCAUGGAGAACAGCUCCAGAACAUCAUAAAGAAUCCUACUCUUUCAGACUUGACUGAAAAGAGUGUUGAUAUGUUGCUUCGAGGAAGAAACCCCAUGGUUGAGGUACACAAUAACUGAAUAUACAUAAUGAUGGUUGAUCGGUUGAGAUGUAAAGGGAACUGAUUUGACUUGUGUAGGCUAUUAUAACUAUGGUUUUCGAUUUCUAGGUAAGGAGAAGAGAUGAGGAGUUCAACGUAGUGAUAGAAAGAUGGAAGUCAUACGAUUGACAAGGCAUC